This is a messenger RNA of Gambusia affinis (western mosquitofish), 1948 nucleotides long. RefSeq names its product natterin-3-like. The record is from RefSeq and is a predicted model, not a curated record. The transcript has 4 exons. Bases 216 to 1406 code for a protein of 396 amino acids. Lineage: Eukaryota; Metazoa; Chordata; Actinopteri; Cyprinodontiformes; Poeciliidae.
UUGAAUUAAGCUCUGAUUGGCUCUUUAGAAAAAUCCUCCUCCUGAUAAUCAGAUAUUAAAGAACAAACAGGCUGAGAUGAAACCAUUUUACAUCUAAAACAAACCUGCAGGUUUAUUUCACCCACUGAAGAAACCAAGAGCUGAGAACUGGUCAACUGAUCAAAGACUCUUCAGGAAAUCAGUUUCUGCUCUGAAGACGACAAACACGGACAGAAAUGUUGUCGUUGCUGUUGCUGCUGGUUGCUUCCUCAGCCAGUCCUCAGGACGCAGAGAGGAACCAGCAACCAGAGGAAAUCGUCUCCUUCCUGAAACCAGAUCCAAUGGAUGAUGUUGUUAAAAUCAGACCUAUCGUGUCCGUCUCAAUAAUCCGACGUGUUCUGCCUCCGGCUCCGUUCAGACAGAAAAUCCCAGUUAACUCGACGCUCCCAGAGUUCAGUAAUACAGGAAAACUGCACUGGGUGAGAUGGAAUGGUUCCCUUCCUAACGGAUCCGUUUCCAUUUACAACAGCUACACUGAUCGCAUCGACUACAUCUGCAAAGUCGGAUGCAAUUCUGGUUUUUACAACCCCAGCAUGGGUUCUUACUGCCACUACCCCAAUAAAAAGGAAGAGCAUUGUUCCUCCUCUUUUCAAAUCCUUGUGAAUGAAGAUAAUUUUGAGAUCCUGGAGUGGAAGGAAGGUUCUUAUGGUUCUGUUCCACAGAAUGCAGUCAGAACCUGCUCCAGUGAGGAAAUGUAUGUAGGGAAGAACAAGUACGGAUUGGGGAAGGUUGAUCCGAAAGGUAAAUGUUUCUAUCUCCCCUGGGAGGACAAGGCAUAUUGGUACCAGAAGAGCUAUAAGGUUCUGACCCACAUGAAGCCUGAAGAAGAUUUAAUCACUGAUGUCAAAUAUCACCUAAAGAAAGACAAGAUUUUCAAAGAACCUCCAAAAACCAUGCAAAGCUCUACUGUCACUAACUAUAGCAGCAGGGAUGUGAUGAAGACGGUUUCUCUGAGUAAGACAACCACAGAGGAGAGACGGUGGGAAAUCAGCUCCUCCAUCGCAGUUGGUAUAAAAAUGAACAUCAAGGCAGGAAUUCCCCUCCUUGCAGAAGGACAUGUUGAAGUCAGUGCAGAGAUAUCUCUUGCAUUCUCAUAUGGAAAAACCUGGACAGAAGAAAUCUCCCACUCUGUCACUUUAGAGCUCACCGUACCACCAAACCACAGCUGCACGGUAAAGAUGGUUGGUUAUCGGUACAGAAUGGACAUUCCCUUCACCGCACGCCUGAGUCACAUCUAUGAAGACGGAGAGACCAGAUCAGCCAUCAUCUCUGGAAAUUAUCAUGGAGUCCAAGUUGGAGAUAUUGGGGCUGAAGUGGAAAGAUGUAAACCUCUGUCCGACUCCAAACGCUUUUCUAAAGACAUGUAGAACAUCUGGAGUGUUGAAUAGCUGCUAAUGUGUGGUUAGCAUCUUUACCAGGCUUUUGAUAUAGAGCUCCAGCUUCAUUUAUGCUUUUAAUUCAUAUUCUUUAUGCUCAUAUUCUUAAAUUCAGUUCUUCUUCAGUGAUCUUAGUUUAUUGUGUUUCCUCUGUCUAGUUAUUGUUUAGUAUUAGAUUUAUUUUAGUCUCAUAUAAUCUCCUGCCCUCUCAGAUUAAACUCAUUCUGUUACAAAAGCUGCUUUAAAUACUGAGAUAAUAAAAUUAUGCCAAACAUUUUUGAUGCGUUUUUAAAACGUUUGUGUCAUAAUCCAUUGAUGUUUGUGUUUCUUUAUGUUUUUCUAUAUAUUUUAUGUGUUGUUUAGUAUUUUCAGAAACGCCCUGCCAAGUUUACUUUAUUGUUCAUUUUUGUAGCUUUUACUGAUUUCUUGGAUUCACUUAUUUUACCCAAAAUGUUCCCACUCGUUUCUGACAGGUUCUCUAACAGCCCCAUUCUGUCCAACCAUUUUUAAGUUUUGGUUUUAUUCUACACACA